Messenger RNA from Dendrobium catenatum, 2428 nucleotides. RefSeq lists its product as uncharacterized. Bases 128 to 2428 code for a protein of 766 amino acids. Gene Ontology annotation, biological process: response to endoplasmic reticulum stress. The transcript has 10 exons. NCBI's taxonomy places the organism in Eukaryota, Viridiplantae, Streptophyta, Magnoliopsida, Asparagales, Orchidaceae. The record is from RefSeq and is a predicted model, not a curated record. Gene Ontology annotation, molecular function: protein binding.
CAAUUUUUAGUGAGUGCGAUCGCUCUUCACUCUUCUAUCGACUCCGGUUUUUCUUGCCGGCGAACUUCAGUCGACUAUCACUCUCAAUCGUCGUUGGAUCUUCUUUGUGCUGCGAUCAUCAGCAAUAAUGGGUGCUGGAAGGAAAACUCAUACUGUAAAUGGCGAUAACAGGAUUCCAACUUCUGAAAGUGGCCACAUGUCUGCUAGGAACUUGCGCAAGAAUGAUUUAGGAGGAGUUAUUUUUGGAUGCAAGCGCAAAACUAUGCAGGAGUGUCUCUCAAAGCAAUUGUUUGGUUUACCCGCUGCACAUUUCACCUAUGUAAGAAAUAUUGGGCCAGGUCUCCCAAUAUUUCACUAUAACUACAGUGAUCACGAACUUCAUGGAAUAUAUGAGUCUGUUAGUCAUGGCCAAAUGUACAUUGAUGCAUAUGCAUGGACUGAAGGGGGUGCGGAGAGGACUGCUUUUCCUGCUCAGGUCCGCAUCCGGAUAAGGGAACAGUGUAAGCCCCUUGCUGAAAAUGAAUUUAAACAUAUAAUUGAAGACAACUACUACUCGGAAAAACAUUUUUGGUUUGAGCUAGACCACUCACAAACUAGAUGCUUAAUUGCACUAUUCAAACCAGUGCCAGUUUUAAAUCCAUUUAGCCAACCUAAUGCUUUUCCUCCUUUGCCAAUUGCAAAACGGAAAUCAGUGAAAGAUGUAAAACCUACCAGUUCAUGGAAUGAAAAUAAAUUUUCAAUACUUUCUUUGGACAGUAGAGACAGUGAUUAUGGUUACCCAACUAACGCAUCAUCUAAUGCUACUGAAGAUAUUGAUUCUAAAGAGUUAGCAUCAAACUUGGAAGAUUUGUUUGAAGGCCAUAUAUUAGAUGGAACAAGUUCAAGCAUUGAUGCUAACUUUAAUGAAGCUCCUAAAAUUUUGGAUAAACAACCAGUUGAUAUAGAAGAUUACAAGAAUGUAUUGCUCAAAUUGGAAAGACUUUCAGCAAAUUUCAAGGUCAAUUCACCUAGAGGAGCCAUAAAUGAAAGCACAAGUGCCUGUGUCCCAGAAGAUUUGUACAACCGCAACAAGCAACUUUUGCAUGAUUCAUGUAAUUCGUCUGAGAAAAAUGAACUUCUCAAGGCAGGCAAUCUCCAUGAUGAUAAUGUCAAAACAAAUGUUCCGCUUCUAGACUUCUCCGUGAAAGAGCAUCAAGUAGCAGUGAAUUGCUCUGAUGGCAAUGCUAAUAGGGAUAUUGACAAGGUUUCAAAUGAAUCAUGCAGUUUGGUUACUCAUGCAACAGAUUCAACCUCUGCUAAUCUUUCUCAUGGAACUACUGAGUUGAUGGAAGCCAUCAGAGAACUGAAGGAGCGCACUGCAACAUUGGAGAAGCAGCAGGCGGAGUCUAAGGCAGAGAUUCAACAUCUGAGGAAUCUACAUAGAAACUUAGGACAGAUAAUUCAGCUGCAGAGUGCCCGUUUUAAUGCCAUAGAAUCAAAUAUAGGCACUUCCUUGCUACCUGAUCGUCUAGACAAGGUUGCUGACCAGUAUUUGCCUUCAGAAGAUUUAAUUUACCUUAUUGGAGGUUAUAGUGGUACUGCAUGGCUAUCAUCAUUAGAUUCGUUCUCACCAUCACUAGACACCUUGACACCCUUGAAGUCAAUGAGCUAUGCUCGUUCUUAUGCUUCUGUUGUUGCACUAAAUGGAGUUAUAUAUGCUUUGGGUGGUGGUGAUGGAAGUUCAUGGUAUGAUACAGUUGAGCGUUAUGACCGAAGACAUGAUGAAUGGACCGCAUGCCCUGCAAUGAUCCAUAAAAAAGGAAGUUUAGCCGGUGCAACUUUGAAUGGAAAGAUUUAUGCUAUUGGUGGAGGUGAUGGAUCUGAGAGCUUUUCUGACGUUGAGAUGUUUGAUCCUGCUUUAGGACGGUGGAUAUCUUGGCAAUCGAUGCUUCACAGGGUCCGUCAUCUGGUUUUGCCCCUUGAUGCUAUUUGUUGGUGCCGCCGGCGUCUUCGUUGUUUGGCCCCUUUGUUUUCUCUUCGGUGGCCUUUCCCGCCGUUGGCGCAUGUGAACAGUGGCAUGCCGAUGGGCCCCCCUUCUCGUCUGUCUAGGAGGGGUGUCGCGACUUGUGCCCAGGGCUCCACUGCUCGUUACCGUCGGACGCUCACAGGGUGUGGACUCGCCUCUCGCUCAGACCAUAGGGGUCCUACUGACCCGCCUGGGUUCUCGCCUCCACUUUUCGCCUUUGCGCUUCCUCUGGUUGCAUCCCGACCUCUUCUGGUCCGGCCUGUGUGCCCGGUUGUCUGUCGCAUGCGGCGGGCCCAACAGGUCCUCCAGGCCCGCCGGUUCUGUCCCGCAAACUCGCCCUGGUGUCUUGUUUCUACAUGUACUAGGCUUGGCUCGCACCCCGUCGAUGAUACGGCACUAACGCUUGCUGAACUCAUAGACUGA